AUGUUCUUUCCAGCAGAGGAGGAUGCGCAUGAGUUCUACAAACGGUAUGCAAAGGAGGCUGGAUUUGGAAUAAGGUGGGACAGGACUAAGAAAACAAUUAGGAAAAUAUCAUGCUCAUUGGCAGGGAAGUGGCAGUACUUCAAGCCAGGGGAAACAAGGAAGCGGAACAAGUUCUCUAAAAAAACAGGGUGCAAAGCAUACAUGAAGCUGAAGGAAGUGGAGAAUGAGGACAGAGAGUAUGAUGGCAAGGUGAUGGUGGAGAAUAUUAGGCUGUUACACAACCAUCCAUUAGCGAAAACACCAACAGUAACAAACCAGAUGGAGUGUCACAAGCAUAAGGAUGAGACGGUGAUGGAGCUUUUGGACGAACUAAAUACAAGCAAUGUGCCAAUCAACUGUACGAUAAAUAUGCUGAGCGAGAUGCAUGGGGAAGAGCAGAACGUCCCACUAACAGCACGUGACAUAGGAAACAGGAAAGCAGGUAAGACGUGGGAGGAGAAUGCAGAUGACAUAGGGAAAUUGAUUGAAUUUUUCCGUUACUGUCACGAACAAAAUCCACAGUUUUACUGGGACGUUGAUUGUGAUAAAGAUGGAUACAUCAAGAACAUGUUUUGGAGCCAUGCAAGCAUGCAGGGGGACUAUGCGGACUUUGGUGCCAAUGAUGCAAUGACCUUUGACACAACGUAUAAGACAAACACAUAUGAGAUGCCUCUUGCAAUGUUUGUUGGAUCGAACCAUCACAACCAGAACGCUAUAUUUGGGUGCGCACUUCUACGACACGAAACAAUUGAUGCCUUCAGAUGGUUGUUUGGGACAUUCAAGAGGUGCAUGGGAGGGAAAACACCAAGAUGCAUCCUAACCGAUGAAGACCCAUCAAUGAAGGUGACAAUACCUGAGAUGUUCCCGGGUAUAGUACAUAGGCUGUGCAGAUGGCAUGUGGUAAAUAAAGUGCAGACUAAACUCAAUGAGUUGUACGAGCUGCACAAAGAACUGAAAGAUGUGUUCAAUUCAACCAUCAACCAUCCACUGAUACCAACUAAGUUUGAGAGUGCGUGGGCAGAGAUGUUGUCAAGAUUCAAACUGCAGGAUGACCCGACAUUAAGAAGCCUGUACAAUAUAAGGGAAAGGUGGGUAAAGGCAUUCUUCAAGCAUAAAUAUUGUGGAAGGAUGACAUCUACACAACGGAGCGAGAGCACUAACAUGAUGGUUAAAAACAACUUUGUGAACCACACAACUGUGCUCCAUAAAUUUGCCAAGCAAAUGCUGAAGGUUAUCCAAAGGCGGAGAGCGGCCGAGGCCGCAGAGGAAUAUGGUGGCAUGUGCAGAACAGAUGAGAGUGGCUGGGGAUUUGUUGAUCAGCUACGACGGGUGUAUACAAGAAGAGUUUUCGAGCAGGUACAGAGGACAGUGACUUCAGCAACAAGGUACCGAAUUGACGAUGAUCCUGUGGGGAGAAAAAACCACUACCUGGUAUCACACACUAGAAGAACAAACAAAAUAUCAUGGGGUCAACAUCAAUUCAAGGUGUGUGCCGAUAUUGAAUGUCAGAAGUUCACGUGCGAAUGUAGGACAUGGGAACACACAGGUUUGUUCUGCGAACAUCUGAUUCGAGCAUUCAUGCAAGCACAGGUGGAGAGUAUACCAGGGAGCUAUAUUCUUAGGAGGUACACCAGGAAUGCAAGGAUGGAACUUCCAUUUGACCGACAUGAUGAGAGAUUGGUUGGACCGGAUGGGACAACACAGAAAUACCGGCAAACAACACUGCUAGUGGUUGCAAUGGCAAUUGUUCGUGCAGGAAGCAUGUCAAGACCGGCAUACGACAAGGCAAUGAAAGAUCUGAAAAUUCUAAGAGGACAUAUUGAGAACCUACCAGCAGACAUUGGACAUUCACAAGGAGAAACAAGUACAAUUACCUCAAGACAGGGUUGGGAGCAAACAUAUAGCAGCCAGGCGACAGAUGGCAUGUGCACAGAAGAAUUUCAUGAUGAAAACAUUCACACUACAACCGUAAAUGGAAUUAUGGAGUCAAGAGCACCACAUAUAAUCAAUAUGGUCAACCGUGCACCCCCUCCAAAGGCCAAAACCAAGGGACGUAGGGUGGAUGAGGGAGAGAAGCGAACACUAGGCGCAAGAGGGCCUAAGAAAUGUAACCGAGCUUGCAAGCUUUGUGGAAUCGCAAAUGGACAUAAUAGAGGAACCUGUCCGGAAAACCCAAAGAACAAGGAUAGGAUUGCCAAGCUGAAUCAAGGUUCGAGAAAGAGGGGGAGGCCAAAGGGUAGCGGGAAGUCAACGGUGGCAGGCAAUAAAAAUAAGGUUUGCCGGUCGCUGGAUGAAGAUCUGCACGUGCGUAGAGUUUCUGAGAACUAUUCUGAAGAAGAAUAUUCAGUUGGGGAUGAGGAAAAUGCAACUACAACGGAUGAAGAUUCAGAAUGA
Molecule: messenger RNA, 2433 nt
Organism: Phragmites australis (common reed)
Lineage: Eukaryota; Viridiplantae; Streptophyta; Magnoliopsida; Poales; Poaceae
Product: protein FAR1-RELATED SEQUENCE 5-like
Exons: 5
Coding region: 1-2433 (810 amino acids)
Biological process (GO): regulation of DNA-templated transcription
Molecular function (GO): zinc ion binding
Source: RefSeq, a predicted model, not a curated record